Messenger RNA from Trichoderma gamsii, 1362 nucleotides. RefSeq lists its product as hypothetical. NCBI's taxonomy places the organism in Eukaryota, Fungi, Ascomycota, Sordariomycetes, Hypocreales, Hypocreaceae. The transcript has 5 exons. The record is from RefSeq and is a predicted model, not a curated record. Bases 1 to 1362 code for a protein of 453 amino acids.
AUGAGGAGGAAGAGGAGAGAAGAGAAGGAGAAGGGGACUCUGAGACAAGGGAUUAAUAUACUGAGUGGUGUUGUCGACCCGCCGCGCAUCGCUGUGGCGGUUUUUUGUCCCUCUGCAGCCAAGGCGGUACGAAGUACAGGCGCCGUACUCGGUACUGAUGAGGGCAUCACCCUGGCCAAGGCGAGACCAGGGUGCCGGGCAGGGAUCAGGAGCACCGAUACCCCUGGCCUCCAGGGCGGGCAAAAGGCGUUGCAGCAUCAGCACACGCAGCGACGGGGGGUGCAUCAGCUGCAGGCGCUGGGUGGGCCUCUCUUGGCGCAGAUUUUGGCGCCCAGAGCGCUCGCAGCACAGGCCCAGGCUUUUGGGCCGGAGCAGAGGCUAGGGCCACCUGGAGGUGAAGCCACCCACAGCCCCGGCCCAGAACCACGCAGCCAGGCGCUCGAGCCCGAGCCCGGCUGCGCAUGGCCUAGCGCCCAGAGUCCAGAGGGGGCUGCAGGCAGUCAAUCACUCAGCGCUUCCGAAUGCCGCCAGGUUGCCCGUGGAUGCAGGCUCGCAGCGGUGGCGCCAGCGUCCAGCGUGGUUCGCCGCGAUGGCAGCCUGCGAGUCGCUGUCGGUCUCAUAGACGUCCUUGGUCUUGGGUCGAGUCUUGAGCCUCGCGCUCUAGCAACGUGGGACCUGCGCCUGUGCCAUACUGUCCUUGGCAGCGUGAGUGCAGGGAAUACGAGUGCUAUGCCCAGCUCGGAUGGCCUGGGGGAGGCCCGGCGGGAUAACGCGAUGGCAUCCCGCGUGUCAUUCGCGGCAGCCAAGGAGCAGGACGAGAGAGACGAGAGAGACGAUGAGGGCGGGGGCACGCCCAUACCACACGCGCUCUUCCCGCGGGGAACGCAUCGGCGUAGGUGCUCUCGCGAGGUACCCGUACUCGCACCACGCAUGGAGCAUGUCGCCAUCGUGAGAAGCUUCAUCGCGGCGCUUCCCAUUAAGAAUCUCACGACCCAGGCGCAGAGGCGUAACUUAGGUCAAACAUGCGACGGUGUGCCCACACUGCGAUUCUGGGCCUUUGCAAACCUACCCAAACGCUCGAGCCAAAAUGGUGUGAGAUCCACCACCAGCACCGCCAAGGUCGCUGCAGCUCGCGUGCUUGUGGUGCAGCGACUUGCAGCGACUUGCAGCAACCCUUGUCCUUGUCCAUCCCGGCCGUCGGUAGGUCCCAGGGCGUCCGGCGCUGCCAUUGGACACCGCACCGCAGCCUCUCUGUCGACGCAAAUGGCCAUGGUUGGGAUGAACCACCCACCAGGUCGGGGAGCUGCCGCUAGGCCAAGCACAGCGCGUGCUGCUCUCAGUGCUGCUCUCACUGCCCUGUAG